Messenger RNA from Rotaria sp. Silwood1, 873 nucleotides. Lineage: Eukaryota; Metazoa; Rotifera; Eurotatoria; Philodinida; Philodinidae. The record is from the annotation of a GenBank genome assembly.
AUGGUUGCUGGACGUAAUGAGUCAGGUUGCGAACUCGAUCAACUUCAUGGUCCUCAUGGUCUCUAUAUAACGGAUGAUGGAAAUAUCCUUAUUGCUGACAGAUGGAAUCAUCGUAUUGUGGAGUGGAAAGUGAAUGCAAAGAAAGGACAAGUAGUCGCUGGUGGAACAGGUUUCGGAAAUCGGAAUAAUCAGUUGGAUGGUCCAACAGAUGUGAUUGUUGACAAAAUGACAGAUACUCUCAUCAUUUGCGAUUCGUGUAAUCGUCGAGUAAUGCGAUGGUCUCGCCGAAAUGGUAUUAACAGUGGAGAAACUCUUAUUGAUAAUAUUGAUUGCUGGGGAUUAGCCAUGGACAAUGAGAGAUAUCUGUACGUCUCCGAUUGGAAAAAUAAUCGAGUGAUACGUAUUCGAAUGGGAACAAGUAAACUAACAGUGGUAGCGGGUGGAAAUGGAUCAGGUGAUCAUCUUAGUCAACUCUGCUAUCCUGGAUACAUUUUUGUCGAUCAGGAGCAUUCUGUUUACGUAUCAGACAGAGAAAAUCAUCGUGUGAUGAAAUGGGUAAAGAAUGCGGAAGAAGGCAUUGUUGUAGCGGGUGGACUAGGACAAGGGCAUACUCUGUUUCAACUACACUAUCCAAACGGACUGUGCGUUGAUACUUUGGGCACAAUCUAUGUGGCAGACUACGGGAAUCAUCGAAUCAUGAGGUGGUACAAUAGAGAAACAAAAGGAAAUGUGAUUGUUGGCGGACAUGGUCCCGGAGACAAUCUACAUCAAUUGAAAUGUCCCAUUGGUUUGUCAUUUGAUAGACAAGGUAAUCUCUAUGUUGUUGACUAUCUGAAUAAUCGAGUGCAACAAUUCUCACUUGGAACGAGUUGA